UUACACAGAGACAUUUGGGAUUGACCAUAACUGAACGCGGGAAUUGGCGGGUAUUGGUACUAAAACAGUAUCUGUAACCUUGGUGAUAUUUCUUAAUACAGCAAAGUUUUUAGUGUCGGCUCCCACUUCCCCCGGGUGAGAAGGGGUUUUAUUCGUAUGUCUGACAUGGAGAACUUUCAGAAAGUGGAGAAAAUCGGAGAGGGAACAUACGGAGUGGUUUAUAAAGCUAAAAACAAAAUCACCGGCGAAACCGUGGCUUUGAAGAAAAUCCGCCUGGACACGGAGACCGAAGGCGUGCCGAGUACCGCCAUUCGAGAAAUCUCCCUGCUGAAGGAGCUCAAUCACCCCAAUAUUGUCAAGCUGCUCGAUGUCAUCCACACGGAGAAUAAGCUUUAUCUCGUGUUUGAAUUUCUUCACCAAGACCUCAAGAAAUUUAUGGACUCGUCCUCAGUUAACGGCAUUUCACUUCCGCUGGUCAAGAGCUACCUGUUCCAGCUGCUGCAGGGUCUGUCUUUCUGUCACUCUCACCGGGUUUUACACCGAGACCUGAAACCUCAGAAUCUGCUCAUUAAUGCGCAAGGAGAAAUUAAACUGGCCGAUUUUGGCCUGGCCAGGGCUUUCGGUGUGCCCGUACGCACAUACACACACGAGGUUGUGACUUUGUGGUACAGAGCACCAGAAAUUCUGCUGGGCUGUAAGUAUUAUUCCACAGCUGUCGACAUCUGGAGCUUGGGCUGCAUUUUUGCCGAAAUGAUUACUCGGAGGGCGCUGUUUCCUGGAGAUUCAGAAAUCGAUCAGCUGUUCCGCAUUUUCCGAACCCUCGGCACUCCCGAUGAGUCUGUGUGGCCUGGAGUGACCUCAAUGCCUGAUUACAAGCCAUCUUUCCCCAAGUGGGCACUGCAGGACCUGUCUAAAGUGGUGCCCCCUCUGGAUGACGACGGCAGAGACCUGCUCGCACAAAUGCUGAGAUACGACCCCAACAAGAGAAUCUCGGCCAAGAACGCCCUCGUUCACCGAUUCUUCCGUGACGUCACCAUGCCCGCGCCUACUUUGCGGUUUUGAGGCACGUGUUUGUGACUGGCGUAGGCUGUGGAGGCAGAGCAAUCCCAUCCAUCGUCUCUUCUUCCUGAGGACGUUCUUCCUCUACGCCAGAGACUGUCAGACUGUUUCAGUCUUCAGCUUUGGUGCCUUUUAUAUACCAGAGUUUAGCUAAAGUCGAGGUAUUGUGGGGAAGGUUGUAGUUUAUAAGCACAGUGCUCUCAUCUGCUCAGAUUGUGUACCAUGUGCUUGUGCAUUCUGCAGGCUGUUCUUUCUGGAAGGUGACAUUCCGUAAAUCUCUGAACUGUUUAUUCAGGAAUUAGUUGACUGUCUGUUAUUAAAAAAAAAAAAAAAUCUCUUCAUUAAGAGUCCUAUGAUGCACCA
Molecule: messenger RNA, 1422 nt
Organism: Ictalurus punctatus (channel catfish)
Lineage: Eukaryota; Metazoa; Chordata; Actinopteri; Siluriformes; Ictaluridae
Gene: cdk2
Product: cyclin-dependent kinase 2
Exons: 8
Coding region: 157-1062 (301 amino acids)
Biological process (GO): G1/S transition of mitotic cell cycle; protein phosphorylation; regulation of gene expression
Cellular component (GO): cyclin-dependent protein kinase holoenzyme complex; nucleus; cytoplasm
Molecular function (GO): ATP binding; cyclin binding; cyclin-dependent protein serine/threonine kinase activity
Source: RefSeq, a predicted model, not a curated record